Messenger RNA from Anopheles nili, 993 nucleotides. Its product is annotated as estradiol 17-beta-dehydrogenase 11-like. Gene Ontology annotation, cellular component: lipid droplet. The transcript has 5 exons. Lineage: Eukaryota; Metazoa; Arthropoda; Insecta; Diptera; Culicidae. The record is from RefSeq and is a predicted model, not a curated record. Gene Ontology annotation, molecular function: oxidoreductase activity, acting on the CH-OH group of donors, NAD or NADP as acceptor. The coding region runs from base 1 to 993 and encodes 330 amino acids.
AUGGCAACGACCGCGGAUUUCGAUACCUACGAGUGGGGACAACCGGUCCCACUUAAAUCAAGCGUCCAGCGUGGCCGCGAACUGCUCGAGACACUGCUCAAUCUGAUCCUGUUCGUCUUCGAAUCCUUGCCACUAUGGUGGGAGGCACUGGUGAGUUGUUUUUCCACGCCGAAACCCAAAAACAUUGCCGGCCAGACGGCCCUGGUGACAGGUGGAGCAAACGGGCUUGGCCAAGCAAUUGCGGUUGCCCUGGCCAAGGAAGGCUGCAACGUGGCCGUCGUGGAUUUGGACGAAGUGAAUGCACGCGAAACCGCCGCCAAACUGCGCCGAUACAACGUGUCUGCCGAGGCGUACAAGGUCGAUGUGUCUGAUUACGAAGCAGUACGUCAGCUAGGGCGUGAUGUCGAGCGGGAUCUCGGUCCUGUUGAUAUUCUGGUCAAUAAUGCCGGCAUCCUGCCUACGAGCUUCUCACAGGACACGCUGCCUUCCCACGUAAAGCGCAGCCUUGAAGUGAAUGUAUUGUCGUCCUUCUGGACGACUCAAGUCUUCAUCGACAGUAUGAUCCGUCGACGAAAGGGUCACAUUGUGGCGGUUAGUUCGGUCGCUGGUUACAUUGCACCGGGCUGGGCUAAGACGUACGCCACCACGAAGUUUGCUCUCCGCGGGUAUAUGGACGCACUGGAGGACGAUCUAUACCUGCGUGGACAAUCAGAGCACGUGCGGACGACGACCAUCUUUCCUUUUGCAUUCAACACUCGUAGGCAGGCCAUCCGACUGCUCAAAGCAUCGUCUGGACUUACUCGUCUGCCGAUCUACGAGCCAGCCGUGCUCGGGGAGAGUGUUGUCAAGGCUAUUAGGACCAAUCAACGGAAGGUGGUGGUACCAGAAACGGCAAAGCCCUAUCAGCUGUCUGCAUAUGAGAGCUUACCGAUAAAAAUACGACAACUGCUGACGAAAACCAUGGCGCAGGGUGAAGUGAAAUUGUACGAUUAA